Anopheles aquasalis is the source of this 788-nucleotide messenger RNA. Its product is annotated as cytochrome b5 domain-containing protein 1. NCBI's taxonomy places the organism in Eukaryota, Metazoa, Arthropoda, Insecta, Diptera, Culicidae. The record is from RefSeq and is a predicted model, not a curated record.
GUGGCGUCUCGUGUCGUGUGUUUUGCGUUUAGAACCCCUUUUCCCCGCCGCUAACCCUUCCCCACUGGACGACUAGUAUGGCUUCUGAAAUUCCGGUCGAAAGGUACUACCUGCCCGAUGAGAUCGUCAUCCACAACAUGGCGUCCAGCGCUUGGGUGAGCGUUCACCGGAUGGUCAUCGAUCUCACUCCACUGUUCGUUGCCGGUCUGGUCAAGUCGGCGACGCUUAGCAAGCGUUUACAGUGGUUGCUGGCAUUCGCAGGGAAGGAUUUAAGUUCUUUCUUCCAUCCCGGCGGCACACCGAUUGAACGGACGAAUGUACGUGCGGAUCAUCCCAUCCCAGUGUUUGUGCCAGCGAUGGAGCGUAAUCCUGCUACGGGUCGUCGUUGGUGGUGCGAUCCGACGCUGAUCAUCGGUCGACUGACGCAUCUUGUCUGUCCGGUGAAAAUCAUCAACACGCUCACGUUGCAUGGGACCGAAAUGAGCGUUUGUUACGAGGAUACGAUCGCGGUGGUGCUGGAGAAGUAUCUGCGGUACAACAGCAACGCCAGGCAGUACGAAUGGCGCCGUGAUCUCGCUGUGGGAACCGAAAGAGGAAGGCUACGGAUGGACCGGACGCUGCUGGAGAAUGGAUUCUUCAUCGAAGACUUUGGCACGCGGCCAAUCAUUUGGCUCUUUUACCGUGUGCCCGACGAGCCUGCUGCUCGCGCUACUGAUCGUUCCGGUGAUGAUACGGGUUCUUUCUCCGGAAAUACAUCCCCCCCUGGAUCGCGAGGAGUUGCGGCGUAA